Molecule: messenger RNA, 1613 nt
Organism: Macadamia integrifolia
Lineage: Eukaryota; Viridiplantae; Streptophyta; Magnoliopsida; Proteales; Proteaceae
Exons: 5
Coding region: 819-1562 (247 amino acids)
Source: RefSeq, a predicted model, not a curated record
GGAGGAGGGGGAGAGCGGGGCAAAGAGAAGCAGAGGGGGUCGUGGGAGUGAGAGUGCUGUGGAAGUAGAGAAUCGCAGAGAAAGAGAGAGUAAAUCAAAGAUCCAUCGUCAAAUAUGCUCGGAUUUCAUUUUUCCCCCUUGUAUCACAAUGCAAAGAUCCAUUGCCAAUUAUGGCUCGUGCUCCGCCAGAUCAAACCUUGGCUGUGAGGCGCUGGACCUCCUUUCAUCGCUUGGCCUGGGGAUCACCGGAAAGGCACUGCUAAGAGAAGGAAGAUCAGCAAUGGCGUCCGCAGCCGCUUUAAUUAGCCAUUCCACUACUUUGCUGGGUUGAUCGUAGCCCAGACGAUCCUGGAGAUCGUAGAACUCUAUGGCGGUGGAGACUGAGAGACGAACGAGGACGACAGAGGCGGAACCACGGAGGCGGAUUCACAUAUCAGAUCGCAUCGACGACGAUGAGAUGAGUACCAUUACUUUCUUUCGUUGUAUUCUACUAUUCUAAAACAAAGAUAUAUACUGAAGAUGUGGUUUCUUGGACCAGGCUUCUCCUCAUUCUUCACUUUUCCGAACAUCCACGCACAGAUUAGGCUUUCUAAUUCCUCGAAUUCAACUCCGAUUAGGGCAGAACGGAGGCGGAUCGGAACGAGGCCGUACAGGAAAAUGGUUUAAGAAACGAUCGUCACUGCUAUCGCCAAAAAGAAACCCAGGGGCAGUUAUGUCAGAAUGCAUAAAGUAGACAAAACGGGCGGGAAAACGCUUCAGGCACCGACCACCGUGGCAGUUUGCGAAGCAGCUAUGAUACGAUCCAACAGGAAGCAACAAUGAACAGUGAAGGAGGAACUCGAAUUCAAGGGGUGCUUGUUGAUGGUCGCUGCCUGUUUAGAGCCAUAAGUCAUGGUGCUUGCUUGAGAAGUGGGAAAGAAGCUCCUGAUGAAACCCGUGAGAGAGAACUUGCUGAUGAAUUAAGAGCUCGAAUGUUCAAAGAAAUUGCAAGUGCCAUUGGCACUUCUGCAGAUGACCUAAAAGAUUCGCCGAUAAAAUGUGCUGGAACACCUUCAACAGUAAUGGACCUGGUGGUAAUUGGAGACAAACAAUGCAAGUUGACUGAAGUUGGGGUUUCUGUUGGAGAGGAAUUUCAAAGUGCAGAAAAUGUUGUUUCGAAGGGAACAACUGUCAAGCCUGAUGCAGUUUUAGGAGUUACGGCCUCCAUGGGCCAUUUGGACCUAUCUGUAGCACCCCCUGACUCAUGUGAUACAGUGAAGGGCACUUGCAGUGAACUACCUAUUAAGGCUGCAUCAGAAACUCUUUUGGACAUAACAAACUCAGCUAGUACGAAUCAUGCUACUGUUUUGCAUGAAGAAAAGACUAAAAUAGGCAUGGGUCCAGUGCUGUUGGAAAGCAGUAAUGAGACAGUGCAGGAGAGAUCGUCUGAUACAUAUGCUGGUAGAAGUUCAUGCAUUAAUGCCAAGGAAUAUGGAAAUAGCAGUAGAGAUUAUGUGAAAGCUUCCACUCUGCUGCCAAUGGACAAUUCUUCACAGAAUCAGUGUCAGCAGAACCAUUCUUAAGAUCUAAUGAAUGAGACGGCUCCAUUAGCAUGCUGGCCAUCAGAGGUGACU